This is a messenger RNA of Hibiscus syriacus, 1528 nucleotides long. RefSeq names its product transcription factor bHLH68-like. Gene Ontology annotation, molecular function: RNA polymerase II cis-regulatory region sequence-specific DNA binding; DNA-binding transcription factor activity, RNA polymerase II-specific; protein dimerization activity. Gene Ontology annotation, cellular component: nucleus. Bases 402 to 1337 code for a protein of 311 amino acids. Lineage: Eukaryota; Viridiplantae; Streptophyta; Magnoliopsida; Malvales; Malvaceae. The record is from RefSeq and is a predicted model, not a curated record. Gene Ontology annotation, biological process: regulation of transcription by RNA polymerase II. The transcript has 7 exons.
CAAAGAAUAAAAAAGAAGAAAGGCAAGGCAGGAAACGAAUGGGAAUCACAGCAACCCCACCCUUGGUAUAAAAUUUUUCUUUCAAUGCCAUACACUCAAAGUUUCUUCGUCCUUUUCUGAGAAGGCAAACAAGGGGAUGGAGAGAGACUGUUGAUUAUGAUUUUAACAACCCAAAAGACCUGUUUGGUUGAGUGCAUGAACAAAGGAAACUCAGCAAAGUGAUAGAGAGGAAGUUAAAAGGAAAAGAAAAAAGUUUUUCAGAAAAAGAAAAAAGUUUUUCUUCUUUUCUUAUUCUUUAUUUGUUGUGUAUCUGUGGGGUUGAGCAUCUUUUUUUGGAGGAUCAUAGAGUCGUAUGAAAAUUGAAGUAGCAAGCUCAUCAUCAACAACAAUUAAGCAAAUAAAUGAUGGCAGCUGGAAACCCUAGCUGGUGGAGCAUGAAUCCACAACCGCAACAGCAUUCUUCUAAUUUGUUUACUGCUCCAAUACCCCCUUCUCUCCUAUCUCCUCAGUAUGUCGUUGGAUCUUCUACAACUCUUCUUCCUAAUUCUUUGCCUGAUCAUCAUUUCCAAGAGCUUCCCGUACAGUCAUGGAGCCAACUACUCCUGGGAGGAGUAUCCGGGGAAGAAGAAAGGUUUGGGACAAGUCAUUAUCAGCCCAAAAAGUUGGAAAUUUGGGAAAGCCAAAUCCUAAGCCCAUCUCCAAGGGUUCCUUUGGUUGUUGACGUAAAGCAAGAGAUUACUCAAAAUAGCAACCUCUUGGGUCAUAGUAAUGAUGAAUUUCAAGCAUCUGCGGCUGCUUGGUCCCAAAUAAUGCCAGUUUCCCCUCCCAGAUCUUGCAUUACUAACUUAAGUAGUAAUAAUAUAUUAGAAUUGACUUACCACAAGGCGGCAGAUCUUGAAACGACUGUUAAUCAACCUGGCUUAAAUCAUUCUUCUGAGUGUAAUAGCAUAGCCACAGGUCGGGUAUGCAAGAAGGCUAGGGUUCAGCCAUCUUCAAGUUCAAGCCAACCACUUUUAAAGGUGAGAAAGGAGAAGCUGGGAGACAGAAUAACAACACUUCACCAGUUAGUUUCCCCAUUUGGAAAGACCGACACAGCUUCUGUUUUGUUAGAAGUUAUUGGGUAUGUCAGAUUCCUUCAGGAUCAAAUUGAGGCUCUUAGCUCCCCUUACUUGGGUACUGCAUCUCCAAACGUGAGGAACCAACAAACUGAUAAGGCGAAGAACUUGAGGAGUAGAGGGCUGUGCUUGGUUCCUGUAUCAUACACUACUCAUCAUGCUGAAGCCGACAACGAUGGUGCUCAGUACUGGCCCCCAGCAUUCGGGGGCGGCGGAUUUUAAAAGUAGUAGAUUUUCAGCAUCAAACUUUGGAAGAAUGGAAUGGUAUAACAUAAUGAGCAGUCGAUCUGCUGAAAAUCUUAAAACGCCGAUUGCUCACCAUGCUAUACCAUUGCAUUCUUUUUCUAGCUCCACUUUCUGAAUGUGCAAUGCUUAUGUUUACUGUUUUGUACCCUAUUCUUUUAAUAAUUCAU